AUGGAUACCCUCCCUCUCAAUGGAAACCACGGCAACAACUACAGCAUGGCAAGCAGCGAGUACCUGAGCGACUGUGUCCAGAUUCUAGAUCGCAGUGGGGGAUAUGGUACCCAUGGCAACCACAAAGAGACCACUCUGGAAAAGAAGAUCCUGAAGGAACUGACCUCCAACUACAUCCCAUCGUACCUGAACAACCACGAGAGAGCCACGACGGAGCGCAACCACAACCUCAUGAACAAGCUGGUCAACAGCAACAUGGCCAACGGAGGGAGCAUGCCAGGCAGCAGUAGCAGCAGCAGCAGUGGUGUGAGCGGCUGUGUGGUCAGCUCAAAAGAAGACCCUGGCCCCAUGGUGCUGGACAACCCGGUGACCUUCCCCCUGGAAGAGAACUUGGGUCUGGAGAUCAUUCGUGAAGAAUCUAAUGCUCCUCUUCUGCCUCCGCGGCCUCCACCCCCAGACAGUCACCCACCUCCGCCCCCUCCACCCCACAGCUUUUCCAGGCCGCGGCGCAUGCCUCAGGAGACCAGCGAGAGCUUCUUCCCUUUACUGACCAAUGAGCACACAGACGAGCACACGCACUCGCCCAAUCACAGAGACUCUCUUUACACCAGCAUGCCGGUGCUCACCGACCUGCCUGAUGCGCACAUGAACGGGCUGACCGACGGAGAGGAUGAGAGUUCGGGCGAGCUUCAACCUUGUAAAAGCGCCACUGCCCCGGAGCUGGAUGAUGUUUACUACAAGAGCAUGCCCAACUUGGGCUCCAGAAAUCACCUCCAUGAAUUGCAAAGCUACUACCACAUGGGCCGUGGUGGGAGUGAUGGGUAUAUGGUAUCAGAAAAUAAGGACGAGUCUGAUUCUUCGCCGGAAGAACCUCCUGUAGACCCUUCUCAUCUGGUCACAAGUCUAUAG
Molecule: messenger RNA, 909 nt
Organism: Knipowitschia caucasica
Lineage: Eukaryota; Metazoa; Chordata; Actinopteri; Gobiiformes; Gobiidae
Source: the annotation of a GenBank genome assembly